Messenger RNA from Scomber japonicus (chub mackerel), 1656 nucleotides. It is a transcript of the gene ppil4, whose product is annotated as peptidylprolyl isomerase (cyclophilin)-like 4. Gene Ontology annotation, cellular component: nucleus. Gene Ontology annotation, biological process: protein peptidyl-prolyl isomerization. The transcript is spliced from 13 exons. Gene Ontology annotation, molecular function: RNA binding; peptidyl-prolyl cis-trans isomerase activity. Lineage: Eukaryota; Metazoa; Chordata; Actinopteri; Scombriformes; Scombridae. The record is from RefSeq and is a predicted model, not a curated record. The coding region runs from base 16 to 1443 and encodes 475 amino acids.
AUCACACACGUCAGUAUGGCGGUGCUCCUUGAAACGACGCUGGGUGAUGUUGUGAUUGAUUUAUUUACAGACGAAAGGCCUAAAACCUGCCUGAACUUUCUGAAACUAUGCAAGAUAAAAUACUACAACUACAGCCUCGUCCACAAUGUUCAGAGAGACUUCAUCAUGCAGACAGGAGACCCCACAGGGACCGGCCGUGGUGGAGAGUCCAUCUACAGCAAGCUAUACGGGGACCAGGCCCGCUUUUUUGAAGCGGAGAAAACUCCACGCAUCAAACACAGAAAGAAGGGGACGGUGUCUAUGGUUAACAAUGGGAAUGGCCAGCAUGGCUCUCAGUUCCUUAUUACAGCUGGUGAGAACCUUGAUUACCUGGAUGGAGUCCAUACUGUGUUUGGAGAAGUGACAGAAGGUAUGGAUGUCUUGAGCAAAAUCAACGAGACCUUUGUUGACAAGGACUUUGUUCCAUUUCAGGACAUCAGGAUAAACCACACAGUGAUCCUGGAAGACCCAUUUGAUGAUCCUCCUGAUCUGCCGGUGCCAGAUCGAUCCCCCGAGCCCACCAAAGAGCAGCUAGAUAGCGGGCGAAUCGGAGCCGAUGAAGUCAUAGACGAUGCGGACGGGAAGGGAGCUGAGGAGCUGGAGGAGAGGCUGAAAGAGAAAGAGGCCAAGACUCAGGCCAUCCUGCUGGAGAUGGUGGGCGACCUCCCUGACGCAGACGUAAGGCCUCCAGAGAACGUGCUGUUCGUGUGCAAACUGAACCCGGUGACCACAGACGAGGAUCUGGAAAUCAUCUUCUCCCGCUUUGGGACCAUACAAAGCUGUGAGAUCAUCAGAGACUGGAAAAGUGGAGAUUCUCUCUGUUAUGCUUUCAUUGAGUUUGACAAGCAAGAAGAUUGUGAGAAAGCCUACUUUAAAAUGGACAACGUGCUCAUCGACGACCGACGCAUUCAUGUAGACUUCAGCCAGUCGGUGUCAAAGAUCAAAUGGAAAGGGAAAGGUGGGAAAUACACUAAAGAUGACUUCAAAGCCUAUGAAAAGGACUUGGAGAGCCGAUCCAAGCUGACUCUCAAGGAUCAAGCAAAGCCUAAACAAGACCCCAAGUACGACCUACUGCUGGAUGAGGAAGAGGAGGAGGAGACGGGCCGCUGGCACCCCGAAAAGAAACACAAAGAGAAGAGACACCAUCACUAUUCAGACGACGAGGACAACAGGAAGUCCAAAAAGCACAAGGCCAGCGAGGAGAGCCGGCGAGAUAGAAAGACAGGUCGUCAGCGCUCUCGAUCCCGCUCACGUUCUCGCUCCAGAGACCGGGACCACAAGCAUACCAAGUACCGGGCCAAACACGGGAAAGAGGGACGCGACAAAGGCCACAGCCACAAGGACAGGAGCCGUAGCCGCUCACCCAAGAAGUCCAAAGACAAAGAGAGGAAUAGAUACAGAUGAGGGGAAGCAGGAAGGAGUUUAUAUGAUCUUCAGUGACAGAGCAGCUCCUGAACUGUGUUCAGUAUGAAUGAAUAUGGCUCUAAAUAUAUUUAAAUAUUCACCUGCCUAACUACUGGCUUGCUUUUUUUAAAAAUCUUCACCUUGACUUUUAGGUCUUUAGGACUUUUGUCUUAAAGAACAAAAAUUGAUUGAAAAAUUCUGUUAAAUGUGUAU